AUGUCAGCUAUAAAUACCUCCUCGAUUGUUCGAUAUAUCCUCAUCAGCAGCAGCAGCAGUGAUACUAAGAACAGAACCCACAAGAACAAGCACCAUCGGAAACAUGUCGUCCUAUGCAAUCACAGGAGCCUCGCGAGGUAUCGGCGUACGCAAGCACCUUUCCCAUCAAUAGGCCACACUAACAUCUCUCAGUGGGCAUUCCUCACCAACCUCUCCAGCAACCCAGCCAACACCGUCAUUGCGCUCGUUCGCAACAAGGCCGGCACUGAGGAGCGAAUCGCUAAAGAGCUUGCCGGCCGCACCAACGUCCACGUUGUCCAAGCCGACCUCGACAACUACAAGACCCUCCAGUUCGCGGCCGACGAAACCGCAAGGAUCACCGGCGGUGGCCUCGACUACCUCAUCGCAAAUGCCGCAUACGUGGAAACCUGGGACCUGUAUGAUCCCAUCGGCGUCUUAGGCAAACAAGUCCCAGAGCUGGAGGACAACCUGCUCAAGAACUUCAAGACCAACGUCAUCGCCCAGAUCCACCUCUUCAACCUGUUCACCCCGCUGAUCCUGAAGGGGACCGCGAAGAAAGUCAUCGCCCUCACUAGCGCCCACUCGGACAUCGAACUGGUCAGGACCUUGGGCAUGGCCAACGCGCCCUCGUACGCGAUCGGCAAGGCCGGACUGAACAUGGCGAUCGCCAAAUUCGGCGCACAGUAUGCGUCUGAGGGCGUCCUGUUCUUGGCCAUUUGCCCCGGGUUGGUGGAUACCGGGCAUUUUGAAGGAAUGAGUGAACACCAACAGGCCGCGGCUCAAGCCAUGUUCGCCAAGUUCAAGGAAUAUUCGCCUCGUUUCAAUGGGGCAAGGCCUGCCGAUGACUCCGUCAGGGAUAUCCUCAGCGUUAUUGAGAAUGCGACGGUCGAGAAGAAUGGGGGUGAUUUCUUGUCCCACAAGGGGAGCAAGACUUGGAUUUAA
Aspergillus oryzae RIB40 is the source of this 963-nucleotide messenger RNA. RefSeq lists its product as uncharacterized. Gene Ontology annotation, molecular function: oxidoreductase activity, acting on the CH-OH group of donors, NAD or NADP as acceptor. The record is from RefSeq and is a predicted model, not a curated record. Bases 1 to 963 code for a protein of 320 amino acids. Lineage: Eukaryota; Fungi; Ascomycota; Eurotiomycetes; Eurotiales; Aspergillaceae. The transcript has 3 exons.